UUCGCCGUUAGUCACGUGAUUUAAAUGUUUAGUCUAAAUCUGUUACUUCCUCGUUGCGUGUAUAAAUAAAAAAAGGAAAUGGGAAAGACAUCGCCAUAAUUAUCUCUGAGAUGAGAGUCUGCCAGGGUUCCAGAGGAACGACAAGGAGAAUUUAAGCACAUCAUCACACAUUUUACAUCUUACCCAUGAGUAUGUGACAACCAGAAUGUUAUAAGCUAUGACGCUAUGGAAAUUUACUCCAUUUCCUGGAGUAUCUGAUGUCCAUACCAUCAACAGAAAAGGAAGGUGAGCAUUCUAGUCAGCAGCAAUCAUGCCUCAUGUGUGCCUGUUGUAUUCUUGGGAGGAUGGUCAGAGUUGGCAGAAAUAUUUUACAAAGUUGAUAAAUAAAUCUAAAGUGACACACGUAUCUCUCAGUGUGAAAGAAAACGACGAAGAUUUGGAAAAGGCGCUUGCAGAUUGUCAAGUAGUUGUGAUAUUAUUAACUGAGAAACUAGUGGAAUAUUUCCUGGUUCGUGGUCGUCCUGUUUGUAACCUGCUUAACGAGCAUCAGAGUGUCGCUGUGAUAUCAUGGCCCUCGUUAGAGGAAGACCUGUCAAAAUUGAAACUUGCGUUUUCGAACUCCUCUCGUUGGAAGGAACUUCUGAGUGAUGGAAGUAUAGAACAGUGUCAGAGAGUUGUCGCGGAACUGGCCGGAUUGGUUGAUGAACAAGAGAAGAGUAAGAAAAAGGUCAGACGGAAAAGAAACGUUUUGGAAAUAAUUCCGGAUAGAGUGCAUAAGUCCAACGAAAAAAUUGCUAUCAUCUUCCAUGAAGCACAGACAGGAACUGUUCAAAUCAAGUUACAGGGAGGAAACUACGUCGAUUGUCGCCGUAAAAAUGAUUACACGUACACGUUUAAGGCUCCGCUACAUGACUUCGGUGUGACGAAGCUCAGUGUGUAUGUAGACGCUAUUUCAGUCCAUCAAUGUCCCUUUACAUAUCAGACGCCAUCUCUCGAGGCUUUCCGAUCUAUCAGUUUCCUUGCCCAGACUCUGGGACUAAACAAAGACAAUAUGGAGGAAUUGGACCGGAAGCUAGUGGAUAUUUAUGAAUCUAGUGUGCCUACCGACCUCUCGCUUCACCAAGCUACUAAUGUCCAUUUGAUGUCAAACAAAGUGGGCAGGAGUGACUUUGGAAUUCCAACACUGCUUCACUUCGCUGCUCAGUACGGCCUGACGGAGCUGUGCUGUGCUGUUCUCGAUACCCCUGGAUCUUUAGCUGCCUUCCAUAUAGAAAACAAAGAUGGACUAGAUCCAGCACAGAUAGCUGAUAAAGAAGGCUUCCAGGAACUCGCCAGUUUUAUCAGAAUGUUUGUCGUUCAUAACGAAGAAAGUGCUUUUGAAUUUGAGGAGACGGCGGCAAUGAUAGAAGUAUCUGAUGAGAUUUACCUUACUAUGACAGGAGAACACCUGUACAAUAAUAGACAGGAAGUCGUCGAGGAUCAGGAGGACAAAGAGAGACAAGCGAAGUUACACACUAGUAAAUCCAAAAAGAAACUACCACCCAUUCCAAAGAAACAGCCUAAAUCACGAAUGCCUAAAUCUGUCAGCGAGCCGAUCAUAGAGGAGGAGAAUGAGGAGGAGAAACACGAGAGGAAGCGGAAGCAAUUACCACCCCCUCCUGGAGGUUUAUCCAGGUCAACCAGUGAUCAAACGAUCCAUGUCUCUGAAGAGGAAUCGACACGGCGGAAAAAAAGCAGCCCCCCGCCUGUUCACAAAAAACCUUUAAAAGGAAGUCGUUCUCCUACACCAGAGAGAAAGAUUGUGGAGUCGUCUUUGUCAUCUGCAGAAUUUAUGGGGAUGUCAGGAAAAGGAUUAAACAUUCCCAAAAGUCCAGGUAGUUUAGGAUCUUCAUCACUAGAUGAACUUAUUGAAAUCCAGAAAGGAGUAUCGGAGAAGGAGUUUUCUAUAGAGGAGGCAGAGCGGCUGUACAGCGCAUGGAGAGAGAGAAAUAGAAGCUUGAAAAUGUCUAUAAAGGAUCGUCAUAAAGGGCUGGAGGAGAUGAGGAGCACGUAUUCUGAGGCCAUCAUCCAGGCUAAAAGUAAAGCCCAAGCCGAGCGACGCUCCCUAUUUGACAGACUGAAGACUACAUUUGGCGGUCGAAAGUCUUCAAGGAGUGAAAUUACCCAACCUAAUAUCAAGCAUACAACAUAUGAAAGAGUGACGGACUGGGCCAACAACAGAGCUAGCACUCUCAGUUCCUCCAGUUCCGCUUCCGGGUCAUCACGUGACAGUAGAAUGAGUAUUAGCUCGCAGGACAGUUUGUACCACUCUACAGACAGCGAGAGUGAGGGGGACGUCCAAAGACGGGGAGAAAAAUCCACCACUGACGAGAGAGAGCAAAUUUAUAGAGGUCGAAUGUUCAACAAGCACUUAGAUGUGAAUCGAAGCAAGAUAUAUUCCAUGGAAAAGCGGUUGUCCUACAAAGACCACUACCUCCAACAGUCCAUAAGUGUGGAUCAGGAGGGCCCCCCUCCUAUCCCUCCCAGGUUAACGAAACCUAAAUGACGAACCCUAUCCGCUCCGUGAAGUGUCUACAUCAGUGAGAUGGACUUCGUAGAUAUAUAGAGAUUUUAUGUAGAAAAUGGAAGAUUACGUAGAAACGUGAUUAUUGACAGCAGCUUAUAAAACUGAAGAAGUUAUGACUACGUCAGUAUUUAAAUUCUGUGUGUACAUAUUCCUUUUCGUUUGGUAUCUGUGAUAGAAACAUUGAAAUCAAGUAAAUGUUUAUUUCCUUUCUAUUGUGUUAUAUAAGUAUAUAUUUUUUAAAAUUAUUAAAUACAAUAUCAUUGUA
Molecule: messenger RNA, 2831 nt
Organism: Ostrea edulis (European flat oyster)
Lineage: Eukaryota; Metazoa; Mollusca; Bivalvia; Ostreida; Ostreidae
Product: phosphoinositide 3-kinase adapter protein 1-like
Exons: 20
Coding region: 311-2545 (744 amino acids)
Cellular component (GO): cytosol
Molecular function (GO): transmembrane receptor protein tyrosine kinase adaptor activity; fibroblast growth factor receptor binding
Source: RefSeq, a predicted model, not a curated record